This is a messenger RNA of Penicillium maclennaniae, 660 nucleotides long. RefSeq names its product NuoI/complex I 23 kDa subunit family protein. Gene Ontology annotation, biological process: mitochondrial respiratory chain complex I assembly; mitochondrial electron transport, NADH to ubiquinone. NCBI's taxonomy places the organism in Eukaryota, Fungi, Ascomycota, Eurotiomycetes, Eurotiales, Aspergillaceae. Gene Ontology annotation, cellular component: membrane. Bases 1 to 660 code for a protein of 219 amino acids. The transcript is spliced from 3 exons. The record is from RefSeq and is a predicted model, not a curated record. Gene Ontology annotation, molecular function: NADH dehydrogenase activity; 4 iron, 4 sulfur cluster binding.
AUGGCUACCGUGAGAUCGGUCGCGCGGCUGGUCGCCAACCGCCGCUCCCCCUUCAUGCCCAUCGGAGCGACCGCAAACUUCUCUUUCUCUGCGUCCCGCGCUGCCACCCCAGCGGGACCCCCUCACCCCAGCUUCCGUCUGCCUGCGCCCAAGCGCUGGGAUCAGGGUUCCGAGUCCUCCAUCGACAAGGCGUCCAAGUACUUCCUCAUGGCCGAGCUGUUCCGCGGCAUGUAUGUUGUGCUGGAGCAGUACUUCCGCCCACCGUACACCAUCUUCUAUCCCUUCGAGAAGGGUCCCAUCUCUCCCCGUUUCCGCGGAGAGCACGCUCUGCGUCGCUAUCCCACCGGCGAGGAGCGUUGCAUUGCCUGCAAGCUUUGCGAGGCCAUCUGCCCGGCCCAGGCUAUCACCAUUGAGGCGGAAGAGCGCGUGGACGGAAGCCGCCGGACGACCCGUUACGAUAUUGACAUGACCAAGUGCAUCUACUGCGGUUACUGCCAGGAGAGCUGUCCCGUGGAUGCUAUCGUCGAGACCUCCAACGCCGAGUACGCCACCGAGACCCGCGAGGAGCUCCUCUACAACAAGGAGAAGCUGCUCGCCAAUGGCGACAAGUGGGAGCCCGAGAUUGCCGCGGCUGCCCGCGCUGAUGCUCCGUACCGAUAA